Messenger RNA from Mesitornis unicolor (brown roatelo), 1279 nucleotides. Its product is annotated as ectonucleoside triphosphate diphosphohydrolase 7-like. Gene Ontology annotation, cellular component: membrane. Gene Ontology annotation, molecular function: nucleoside diphosphate phosphatase activity. NCBI's taxonomy places the organism in Eukaryota, Metazoa, Chordata, Aves, Mesitornithiformes, Mesitornithidae. The transcript has 8 exons. The record is from RefSeq and is a predicted model, not a curated record. The annotation marks the transcript as partial. Gene Ontology annotation, biological process: nucleoside diphosphate catabolic process.
GCAGCAAGCUGCAAUCCUGGAGGACUUGGUGAGAAAUGUGCCCCUGGAGUUUGAUUUCCUCUUCUCCAAAUCACAUGCAGAAGUGAUCUCAGGAAAACAGGAAGGUGUCUAUGCAUGGAUCGGUAUCAACUUUGUCCUGGGCCGGUUUGAUCACGGGGAUGAGGAGGAUGCAGUGGUCACUGUAGCACUGGGAGACCUGGGAGAGUCCUUGGUUCGGAAACGAACGGUUGGGAUCUUAGACAUGGGGGGUGCCUCCCUGCAGAUCGCCUAUGAAGUGCCCGACUCCGGAGCCAUUUCUUCCCGGCAACAGGAGAAGGCUGCCAAGAGCCUGCUGGCAGAGUUCAACCUGGGUUGUGAUGUGCAGCACACUGGCCACAUGUACCGUGUCUACGUCAACACCUUCCUGGGCUUUGGGGGCAAUUUUGCCCGGCAGCGCUACGAGGAGCUUGUGCUGAACCAGACCUAUAUGCACAACCGCUUGCACAGCCAGCAGACAGGACUGAGCCCUGAGAUGCCCUUCCUGGACCCUUGCCUGCCCGUGGGGCUCGAGGACACGGUGGUGAGGGGCAGCCAAACCCUGUACUUGCGGGGCCGAGGGGACUGGCCAGCCUGUGUGGAACUGCUGCAGCCCCUCCUGGAUGGGCCCAACAGCAGCCAGGCAUCGAUGGCAGGGGCCUACAAAGCACCCAUUGACUUUGGCAACAGCGAGUUUUAUGGCUUCUCUGAGUUCUUCUACUGCACCGAGGAUGUUCUGCGGCUGGGGGGCCACUACAGUGCCCCCACCUUCACCGCUGCUGCCCAGGAGUACUGCAGCCAGCGAUGGGAGGUGCUGACCCAGCGCUUCCGUGGUGGCCUCUACUCGGCACAUGCUGAUCAGCACCGGCUGAAGUAUCAGUGCUUCAAAUCAGCCUGGAUGUACCAAGUCCUCCACCAGGGCUUCCACUUCCCCCUGGACUACCCCAGCCUGCGCACGGCCCAGCUGGUGUAUGACCGGGAGGUGCAGUGGACGCUGGGAGCCAUCCUCUACAAGACACGGUUUCUGCCACUCAGGGAUCUCCGGCAGGAGAGCAUCCGGCAAGCACACAUCCCCUGGCUGCGCCUCUCUUUUGUCUACAACCAUUAUCUCUUCUUUGCUUGCAUCUUGGUGGUAGCACUGGCCAUAGUCCUCUACCUGCUGCGGCUGCGCCGCAUCCACCGCCGGCAGCUGCGUGCGGCCCAGCUCAGCCUGCUCUGGCUGGACAAGGUGGUGGUGCCACAGAGACAGGGAAAUGGGCCAUGA